Lipotes vexillifer (Yangtze River dolphin) is the source of this 1317-nucleotide messenger RNA. RefSeq names its product solute carrier family 10 member 5 (gene SLC10A5). The record is from RefSeq and is a predicted model, not a curated record. Lineage: Eukaryota; Metazoa; Chordata; Mammalia; Artiodactyla; Lipotidae. Bases 1 to 1317 code for a protein of 438 amino acids. Gene Ontology annotation, cellular component: membrane. The transcript has a single exon. Gene Ontology annotation, molecular function: bile acid:sodium symporter activity. Gene Ontology annotation, biological process: bile acid and bile salt transport.
AUGAUUAGAAAACUUUUUAUGGUCCUGCUUUUGUCGUCUGUGACUCUUGGGGAGGCAAGGAAAUCGUUUCUCAGUUUUCUGAACAUAGAAAAGACUGAAAUACUAUUUUUCACAAAGACUGAAGAAACUGUUGUUGUAAGGUCAAGUUACAGAGAUAAACAGCCAAACUCCAGCUACCUCUUUGUGCAACUAGAAGAUCCUAAAAUGCUCCAAGUGGUGAAGGUGACUAAGACCUUAUCAGAUGUUACCAACUUUACCGUAAACCUGGUGACAGAUGAAGACGGGGAGACAAAUCUGACCAUUCAAUUGUGGGAUUCUGAAGGUAGGCAAGAAAGACUUAUUGAAGAAAUAAAGAAUGUCAAAGUCAGAGUGCUCAAACAAAGACAAGACAGUCUUUUCCAGACAUCAAACCUUAUUGAUAGAAAUAUCCUUAUGCUUUUUCCACCAAUGAUACUGUUAAAUAAAUGUGCGUUUGGUUGUAAGAUUGAAUUACAGGUGUUUCAAACAAUAUGGAAAAGACCUUUGCCAAUAAUUCUUGGGGCAGUUAUACAGUUUUUUCUUAUGCCAUUUUGUGGAUUCCUUUUGACGCAGAUUUUGGCAUUGCCUGAAGCACAGGCUUUUGGAUUUGUAAUGACCUGUACCUGCCCAGGAGGGGGUGGGGGCUAUCUGUUUGCUCUGCUUCUAGAAGGAGAUGACACUUUGGCCAUUUUGAUGACUUGCACAUCAACGUUAUUGGCCCUGAUAAUGAUGCCUGCCAAUUCGUACAUAUACAGUAGGAUGUUAGGGUUAUCAGGUGCUUUGCAUAUUCCUGUUUCUAAAAUUAUGUCAACACUCCUUUUCAUACUUAUACCUAUAUCAGUGGGAAUAAUCAUCAAGCAUAGACUACCUGAAAAAGCAAACUUCCUGGAGAGGAUCAUUAGACCUCUGAGUUUUAUUUUAAUGUUUGUAGGGAUUUAUUUGACUUUCAGAAUGGGAUUAAUGUUUCUAAAAACAGUGAACCUAGAGGUGCUUCUAUUGGGUGUCUUAGUUCCUGCUUUGGGUUUGUCCUUUGGGUACUUUUUUGCUAAGAUUUCUAUGCUGCCUCUUCCUGUUUGUAAAGCUGUUGCUAUCGAAGGUGGGGUACUGAAUAGUUUCUUAGCCCUUGCUAUUAUUCAGCUUGCUUUUUCACGGUCCAAUGCAGACUUGGCUUCUGUGGCUCCUUUCACAGUGGCCAUGUGUUCUGGAUGUGAAAUUUUACUGAUCCUUCUGUUCUACAAGGCUAAGAAAAGAUGUAUCCUUAUCAUAGAGGAGAAAAGAAAGAAAAAUCCCCCGGUCUAA